This is a messenger RNA of Colletes gigas, 6294 nucleotides long. RefSeq names its product proteasome adapter and scaffold protein ECM29. The coding region runs from base 107 to 5500 and encodes 1797 amino acids. Gene Ontology annotation, biological process: proteasome assembly. Lineage: Eukaryota; Metazoa; Arthropoda; Insecta; Hymenoptera; Colletidae. Gene Ontology annotation, molecular function: molecular adaptor activity. The record is from RefSeq and is a predicted model, not a curated record. Gene Ontology annotation, cellular component: nucleus; cytoplasm. The transcript is spliced from 28 exons.
UGUACAUAUGUAGAUAUAUGCAAUAUGAUUAAUUAGAAAACGGUGGAUAUUUCGUGUCAUUCCGCAUUCGCUGUCAUUCGCUUUCUCUUUCGCACCUUAUCUCAAAAUGGCAGCCACUACGAAAGAACUGAUCUUGCUGGAGCUAGUGUUUCUCAGAUUAGGAUCUGCAGAGACUGAUGAACAAUUACAGACAUCAGUCUGCAAAUUUUUGCCUCCAGUAUUGCUCAAGUUAUCUAGCUCACAAGAGGGUGUCAGAAAAAGAGUAAUGGAGUUAUUAAUCCAUAUAAAUAGAAGAGUAAAGAGCAGACCUCAAGUUCAGUUACCAGUUGAGGCGCUUCUGCUACAAUAUCAAGACCCAGCCGCCAGUUCAUUUGUAAUUAAUUUUACAAUAAUAUAUAUAAAACUAGGAUACCCUAGGAUGGAAAUGCACGAGCAAGUUAAGUUAGUCCCAAGUGUACUAAAUGCUAUUGAAGGAAAACCAUUGUCUCAUCAAGAUAGCUUGAUGCUUAUGAUUAUGCCUGUGUUGGGACAUUUUAAUGUCCCUAUGGAUCCGAAUAAACAGGCUUCUCUUCUUGGUCUGCAAGAUAAACCUUAUGUAGCAAAACAGUUACUUAAGUUUAUGCUCGAUGUAUUAUUAUUACCUUAUGAAUAUGUAGGACAAAUGUCAAAUCAACAACCAGGUCAACCAAUUGAUUGGUCACAAUUUCCUGUGCCACCAGGAUUAAGUGAAUAUGCAUUUAAGCGAGUGAUCGGCGAAAAUCCGCCAACAGUAGAACAGCUCGAACAAAUAAAGCUGGGAAUUGUUAAAUUUCUUGCUGCUGGAUUCUUUCCUGAUUCAGAUAUUCUCAUACAUGUGAUAGUAGCAGAUGCAGAUACUAGAUUUCGUGUUGCUAUUACAGGAGAGUUGACAUUGAAAAUGAUUGUUAAUACAUUAGACUGGUCCUCGAUGCAGUUAGCUGUGCCGCUUUAUACAUUAUUUUUGGGUACCGAUGCUUUAGCCGCACAAAAAGAAGUCAAACCGGAAAUAAAACGACAACCUGCAAGUACCCGAAUUCGUCUUAAACUGUUGCAUCAUCUUUGUCAUGUAACUAAAGCUGGUUUUAUUAUACCGCCGUGUAUUCAGGUAGUUUUCGAUUCACUUUAUGGAAAAAAUACCAACACAAAAUUAAAAUCAAUGGCAUUGCAAUUUGCAGCAAAUAUUGUACAGCAGUGUAGCCUUACACCACUAACUCGUGUGGGUGGAGUUAUAUUAGAUGGUAUGAUAAAAUUGAUUUCUGAGGGAGCCGAUUUUCGUCACAUAAUAAUGGCAUGUACUGUUGUUAAGUUAUUGGUACAAAGAAUUCCGUCAUUGAUCAACAAAGCUUCUAAUUUAUUACGUAAAUCAUUUGAUACACUUGUGUCGAUGGAGGGUGAUUUUCAAAGAGAAAUGCGGGACGCGCUGAUUUCCGUAACGUCUGCAUUUGUACUUAAUAAAGACGAUGAAGCUAAUAUAGCCUUAGUGAAUGAUUUAUUGGCCACUUACAUUGAAUCACCAGAAUUUAAUGUCAGAUACGUGGCUAUGCAUUAUGCUGCAAACAUAUUUCCUUCUGAAGAUGCACCUUCUCGUUAUCUUUUGUUGUUAGCAUGCGGAGAUGAUAAAGAUGAAAUACGCACUGAAGCUAUGAAUGCUUUGUACAGUGUUAUGCAUACAAACGAGAGCAGUAAACAGGAUGGUAAUCAAAUUUUGUUACCAGAUUUUCAAAAACUUGUUAUUUACAUUUAUUCAAAGAUGCAGACGAGAAUGCCCACUUCUAAUAGUGGAAAAGUGAAUGUUGAAAGUAAAGUACUUCCUUAUAGUGUCCCUAUUCUGACUCAGAUGAUUACUUAUCUUCGUCUUUGUUUAGCAAAAAGUGCUAAUGUUACUGUAUAUAAUGAAUCGUUACAGCAUCCUGACGAAAGUACACCGUUAAUUGCACGUUAUUUAGAAAAUCUGUACAAAGAUCAACCAGAAACAUUAAAUAAUUAUCUAGAUAUGAUUUUAAUUCUUAAUCAUGCGUCUGCAGAUCAGUCAUCUCUACAAGCUUUAUUGGAAGUGAUUGGUUCUGUUCCACAAUAUGUAACAAAAAUUUAUGAGAAAGAACUGUCAUGGCUUCAUACUUUACUUGUAUCUACCAAGUCAAAUGUAAGACAAUUAGCUGCUAAAAUUUAUGGUAUAAUAACUGCUCAGCUUCCCAUAAACGACUUUGAGACUCAAAUUUCCGAAAUUAUGAACAUUAUGAAUAAGAAGAAUUUGGAAGCACAACAUGGAGCAUUAUUGACCUUAACAUACAUGAUGGAGAGGAGAAUUAUUUCUAGCAAAACUGAUACAAAUAAUGCUGUAUUUAAUUUAGAUAUUUAUGUUAAUGUUGUGAAAAUGAUAUAUACUCACCUUCGCGACGGUACAAUUCUGUUGAUGGAUGCUGCAAUUCAAAGUAUUGGUAUUUUGGGAAAAACAUAUGGUUUACCAUUACCCGAUGGAGGCGAAGAUGAACCAAAUAAGAAGGCAAUUGUAGAAAUACUAUUUUCUCUAUCUAAUAAUGUAAAAUUAAACACUAAGAUAAAAGAAAAAGCCAUUCUCUCGUUAGGAUAUUUGUGCAUAGGAGAAGAUUUUCCGCAUACUACAGAAAUAAUAAAUAAAAUAAUUAGUAUGGUUAAAGAGACAAAAGACAUUGAAAUGCACUUAGUUAUGGGAGAAGCAUUGGUUUGUUGUGUUCAAGGUCAAGCAUCUCCAGAGCAUGAAGUACAUUAUAGUAACACCAGCAAUGAACUUUUAAUACGUACAUUGGAUGAAUUACUUAGAAUACAUAAAGAUCCACAUCCUAAUUUAAGACAGGCGGUCUGUGUAUGGUUAUUAGCGCUUAUAAAAUAUAAUAUCCGGAGAGAAUGUAUUAAAGAGAGGUUUUCGUUAUUGCACAGAGCAUUCAUGGAUUUUCUUUCAGAUGACAGUGAGAUAGUGCAGGACAUAGCUGCAAAAGGCCUUAGUUUGAUACAUAUUAAUAGUACGAAAGAAGAAAAAGAAUUUUUAAUUUCUAGUAUAUUAGAGCAAUUUACAAAAGGACAUAAAGCUGUGAAACAAGUUACACCUGAUACAAAAUUAUUUGAGGAAGGUCAACUGGGAAAAUCUCCAACAAAUGGGAAUUUAUCAACGUAUAAAGAAAUUUGUUCACUGGCUACAGAAUUACAAAAGCCAGAUUUAAUAUAUUAUUUCAUGCACAUAGCAAAUCAUAAUGCAGUAUGGACGUCUAAGAAAGGCGCUGCAUUUGGAUUUGCAGAGAUUGCUAAAGUAGCAAAUGAUGAAUUAAAUAAGUAUUUGCCCAGUAUAAUUCCAUGCUUAUACAGAUAUCAGUUCGAUCCCACGCCCAAAAUUCAACAGAGUAUGUCUAGUAUUUGGCGUUCAAUUGUUCCGUCAACGAGUAAAGCUAUCGAACAAUAUCAUAAAGAAAUAUUGAAUGAUAUAACUGGCAAUUUAGAGAAUCACGAAUGGAGAGUGCGUAUCAGUUGUUGUAAUGCGCUUGCAGAUUUAUUAAGAGCAAACGUUCGUUUUAAUCUAGCAGAAUGUGCGCCUGAAUUAUGGAAAAAACUGUUUCGAGUAAUGGACGACAUUCAUGAGGGUACCCGAUUAGCAGCCGCGAAUACAACUGAAAUACUUAGUAAAGUUUGUGUUCGAUAUUCCGAUGCUUCUUACGGUAAAGAGGGAGAAGAACUUAUACAAGCAAUACUACCAGUAUUAUUAGAUAUUGGAAUUAUUCAUGUUGUGAGUACUGUAAGGUCAGUGUCUCUGCAAACAGUGUCGCAAUUAGUUUCGAGAGCUGGUAGUUUGCUUAAACGGUCUCUAGUCAUUUUAAUUCCUGCUCUUUUGACUACGACUGGAGAAUCGGAAAAUCCUAAUGUUUCGUAUUUAUGUAACUUAUACGCAGCAAAAUCAGGGACACGGGAAACUAUUGAUAAUAUUAGAGCUGCUGCUGCUAAAGAGCAUUAUGCUAUUGAUACAAUAACGAAAUGCAUACAAUAUAUUGACACAGAGGUUUUAAAGGAAUUAAUGCCAAAAGUGAUUGAACUAAUUAAAACUAGUGUGGGAUUUGGAACAAAAAUUGCUUGUUCGCAUUUUAUAAUUUGUCUAAGCGCUCACUUUAAACAAGAAUUGCAACCUCAUACUAGUAAACUGUUAUCGGCUUUAAUGAACGGUCUAUCGGAUCGUAAUUCUAUUGUUACAAAAAAUUAUGCGACCGCCAUUGGACAUAUAGUUGGAUCAGCAAAAGAAUCAAGUCUUAAUAAAUUAUUUAAAACGCUCAACACGUGGUAUUUAGAACGAGAUGAUACAAGUAGAUUAGUAAUUGGACAAACACUGCAAACCAUAAACAAUUAUAAUCAGGAGAUAUUACAAAAUUAUUCAGAUAUUGUUAUACCCCUUACAUUUUUUGCAAUGCAUAUGCCCAAAACGCAAGAGAAUGAAAAUAUGGUUAAUUUAUGGAUUCAUUUAUGGAACGAGAUAACUCCGGGUACUGAAAGCGGAGUCAGGCGAAACAUAGAAACAAUAACAGACCUUUUACGUUCAUCUCUGGAAUCGUCAUCGUGGAAUGCAAAAUCCCAAGCAGCAAAUGCAGUUCAUACUUUAGCUGAGAAAUUAGGCAGCGAUAUUGACCCAUCUGUGAGGAAUACAUUGUUAAAAGUGUUAACGGACGGCUUACGUGGAAGGACUUGGGAUGGAAAGGACCGACUAUUAGAUGCGCUUGCUACGUUAACAUGCAAUAGCAAACAAGCUCUCAAAGAGGACCCUGAAACAUCUACAGUUAUAGUACAGGUGUUACUUAGAGAAAGUAAGAAAGAAGCUUUAGAAUACCGUCGUUACGCAUUACAAGUAUUUGGUAUGGUCUUGCACGAAUUGGAUAUUGAUCAAUUUAAAGAGAUAUACGAUAUGGCUGAAGAAAUUUGGACAACGUUACCAAAGAAGGACGAAAAUGAAUCACUAAUCUCUGAUGAGAAAGUAAAAAGAGAUGAUAACAUUAUGAAAUUAAACGAAACCGUAUAUGGGAUGCUUGGAAAAGCAUGGCCUGCAUCCUCUAAAGAGACUCAAGAUAAAUAUUGUGUAAAAUUUAUAACCCAUUACGGCACAACAUUUCCCGUGCAGUCUACACAUAUUCAAAUGUCAAUGUUGACAUCACUUAACUUAUUUGUCGAUAAACUUGCCUUGCUCAAAGUGAAUAGUUCCGAGUUGUCGAUCAAAGAAAAAGAAAUGUUGGAUUUUACUUGUGAAACGCUUAACAAAAUAAUAAAACAUAGUAUAGGUAUUUCGUAUACCAGAAUAAGGAAAGAGGCUUUAAACAUAGCUGUAUCUCUUGGUAAGAAAUUACGUGAUACUGAAAAUAUUAAACAAUUUGAACAAAUGACCGUAAUAUUCCAAGAAAUUAUGCCACAAUUAACGAAGGAUAAUGCAGAAAUUCAAAGUAGGCUUAUGUAUAUCAAAGAAGUAUUUAAACUAUGAAAACACUGAAUCAUUUUAGUACUAUCCAAUCAAUGUUGUGUACCUUUAAAUUGGUGACUACAUUUUCGGUCACGCUAAAAUAACAAUGAUGAAAAAGUGUAAUAUUUACCAAUGCCUGUUCCUUUAAUAAUACAUCGUCAUAAAAGUGGCUAAUAAUAACAGUAACAACAAUUCUCUAAUAAUACAUAAUUUAAAUUUCACUUUAGUACUGAUAUUUUUGAUAAUUUCCUAUUUUUUUAUAUUAAGUUGUAAAAAGAUAGGAAAAAUAUAUUUAUAUAUAUAUUUGUCUCUGUACGAGUUCUGUGCAAAUAAUAUAUUACACAAAUUAUGUUGUUUGUAAACAUUUUCAUUUUUAAGGUUGAAUGUAUUUAACACCUUCCCGUACUUUAACGAGUCUGACUCGUGAUAAAGAUUUUGGCCCGAAUAUAAAUAUCACGAGCCAGGCUCGCGGACAGCAAAUCACGAUCGUGAUUGAAUUUUAGUUCCUAUCAGUACGCCACGAGAGUCGGUCACGAUUCUUAUAAGUUCUGUUACAACGUAGUUUAGCAUCAGUCCCGCAGUUUGGGCUCGGAUUUCGUCUAGCUAAAUGGUACGCGAAGGAGUUAAAAACCUUUCUUGAACUAACAAGACUUAUAUUUAGAAUAUCUUUUUCUACGAUAUUUUCGCAUACUUGGUAGGUAAGUAAAAUAAUGUGUAAUAUAUAAUUAAUAGCUGUAUUAUGUAUCAUUUUUACAUAAGUUUAGUAUUUAUAUGUGUUACAAAAAAUUAAAAAAUAAAACAGUGAUCUUGGAUUU